This is a messenger RNA of Laccaria bicolor S238N-H82, 678 nucleotides long. RefSeq lists its product as uncharacterized. Gene Ontology annotation, cellular component: extracellular region. NCBI's taxonomy places the organism in Eukaryota, Fungi, Basidiomycota, Agaricomycetes, Agaricales, Hydnangiaceae. The transcript has 9 exons. The coding region runs from base 1 to 678 and encodes 225 amino acids. The record is from RefSeq and is a predicted model, not a curated record.
AUGCAAAUCCUGUCUUUACUUUUCGUCUCUGCUCUUGCUCUGUCAAGUUCUGCUUUCCAACACGGCAUAGGCAAGAACCGCUGCCAAUCAAUGGUGAAGGCUUCCUCUGUUAAUGCUGCUACUACUCCUGCAACCACUGCCGUUGCUCCAACUGUCACCCAAAGUGCCCGCCAAUCAAUGGUGAAGGUUUCCUCUACUAGUGCUGUUCCUACCCCCGCACCCACUGCCGUUGCUCCAACUGGUGACGCUUUCGCGGACCAGGUUGUCGCUCAGCAUAACGCUGCACGGGCGAAGUAUGGCGCGAAUCCCAUCACCUGGAAUGCUGCCCUCUACUCCGCUACUCAAGCCUAUGCCAACCAAUGCAAGUUCCAGCACAGCUCUGGCGGCAAUUAUGGAGAAAAUCUUGCCGCAGGUACUGGCAAAUACGGCAUCGUGGACGCCGUAAACGGCUGGAUGAGCGAGGCUUCCGCUUACGAUUAUAACAAGCCGGACUUCUCUAGCGCUACUGGCCAUUUCACUCAGGUCGUCUGGAAGGGCACCACACAAGUCGCAUGCGCUGUGGCCAGCUGCCCUGCAGGCACUAUCUUCUCUCAGGCUUCUCAAUACGUUGUCUGCCGCUACACCCCACCUGGCAACUUCCUUGGCCAGUUUGCUGCCAACGUCGGGAGGCCUGUUUAA